Messenger RNA from Condylostylus longicornis, 1645 nucleotides. Its product is annotated as lipopolysaccharide-induced tumor necrosis factor-alpha factor homolog. Lineage: Eukaryota; Metazoa; Arthropoda; Insecta; Diptera; Dolichopodidae. Bases 216 to 575 code for a protein of 119 amino acids. Gene Ontology annotation, molecular function: zinc ion binding. The record is from RefSeq and is a predicted model, not a curated record. The transcript is spliced from 3 exons.
UUUAGUUGGAAGUCUCAAAUAUUUCUUAUUUUUCAAAUUUUUCGUUCCGAACUCUAUAUUGCUUAUAACGUUUCUAAUUAUUUUUAAAGUUUAAUAAAAAAAUUUAUGAAAAAUAUUGAACUCAGUGUUUUUUAAUAUAAAAAUAAAGAUAAUUAACGAAUUAAAAGUGAAAUAUUUUUAAAAAAAAUAAUUGAAUAAAAAUUGAAAAACUUAAAAUGGAAAAAUCAAAUAUGUAUCCGAACGUACCGGAGCAACUUCAAGAAAUGCCUCCUACAGCUCCCCCUACUUAUGAUGCAAGUCAAACAUCUGGUCCAACAACUGUGAUACUUCAACAACCUAUACCGGCAGCAGCUUUUGGGCCUAGACCUCAAAUAGCUGUAUGCCCAAAUUGUGGUGAACGAAAUUUAACCGAAGUUAAAUAUGAGAAUUCUAAUAAAACACAUCUUGCUUGUUUAAUAUUAUGUUUAGUUGGAUUAUGGUGCUGCUGUUGCAUUCCCUACUGUGUUGACAGUUUAAAGAAUGCAAAUCACUAUUGUCAAAAAUGUCAUAAUUUCUUGGGUGUUUACAAUAAAUAAAAUGUAAAAAAAUAAUUUGAUAAAAAAAAAUCUCGUAAAUUUUUAAAAAAGAAAAAAAAAAUUAUAUAUUUUUGUAUGUAUGUUAGCUAUUCUGUUUAUCUUUAUAUUUUUUGAAUUUCGAAACAUGUUAUUAAAAAUAUAAUAAAAAAAUAAUUAUCUAAUUAAAUUGUGAUCGUUUGCUGCUUAACUCGAAAACGUGUGCUUCUUACCACGAUCUAUAUUAAUUUUUCAUCGUGUGAUCAUAAUAAUCACCUUAAUGUGAUCGAAUCAUAAUAUUCGCCUCAAUUUAUGCAAAAAAAAACGGAAUGUAAAAUUAUUCAAUAUCAUCUUAUAAUCUGGUUGUUACACAUUUAAAAAAUAUAUUUGACGUUCUAAUUUAAUUUAAUAAACCCUAAAACAGAAAUUGGCAGAAGUCCAAAAAUAAAAUUGUUUUUAUAUUCUGAAAUUUUUUCAAAAUUAUUUUAUUCAUUAGAAAAGAAGCAAACAUUUAAAGUAAUAAAUCUGCAACUUUUAGUUACUAAAAUACUGAUUUCAGAACAAUAUCAAACAAUAACCAAGGUAAACGCAUAUAAGAUUCUUGUUUUUGAUUUGGUUCAAGAAAUUUGUUAUUAUUAUAAGAAAUGUUAAAGAAAGAUUAAUUUCCAUAAAAAACGAAACAAAAUAUAAAUAUCUACAGAUAAGAAGAUUAAGAAUAAAAAACAUAUCGGCCAAAAACUUACACAGAAUUUAUGCAAAUAUUUUACUUAGCGAAUAUAACUUACAGAAGAGUGUUAGAACAUUUAAUGGUUUAGAAUAUUUUCUUUCCGUACAAAAAACACUACAUACUCGUAUUAUAAUUUGAGCCUUUAGAAGAAUAUUUUUCUAUCUAUGCACUUGACUAUAUAAAUGUAUUGUACAAAUUAAAAAAAACGGCAGCACGAUUGAAUUUUUAACACUAUUUACUUAUUCUUGUCAAAAAUUAUUUACUUCAUUAUUAAUUUUUUUAAUUUUAAGUUGCUAUAUAUGUAUAUUACUGGAAACAAAACGGCAAAUCUAAAUUUUGAUAUACUAUAUAUAUAUGUAUAUGUACA